This is a messenger RNA of Colletotrichum karsti, 1020 nucleotides long. RefSeq lists its product as uncharacterized. NCBI's taxonomy places the organism in Eukaryota, Fungi, Ascomycota, Sordariomycetes, Glomerellales, Glomerellaceae. The coding region runs from base 1 to 1020 and encodes 339 amino acids. The transcript has a single exon. The record is from RefSeq and is a predicted model, not a curated record.
AUGAUGUUCAAGGAAAACUCGUUACUUCGAUUAUCUGUGGCAUUUCUCCAGAUUGCAUCUGUGGCCGCCGUUUCUCCCGCCAAACUCGUCGCGCAAGUCCCGUGGGCGAAGUUCGAGGACCUUGCAAUCCGGUCCAACGGCAACAUACUCAUUACUCAAGGCUGGCCCUCUCCAACACUUUGGGAACUAUCUGGCGCGGGGGCAGAAGCGGCAACUCUACACACCCAUUUCGAACUCCGACCAACUGUCAACGCUCUCUUCGGUAUCACGGAGACAACUCCCGAUGUCUUCGCUUUCGUCGGGAGCAUCGUCAAUCGAGACGAUGUCAACGAGGCAGGCACCGCCGCGAUAUGGACCAUGGAUUUCAACAAGACUCCGACCCCUCAACCAAGCCUAGUCGCCCGACUUCCCGAAGCUGUCCGGCCCGAUAAAGUAGCUAGCAUACCACAAAACCCACACAUCAUACUCGUUGCCGACUCUGCGGUUGGAGUCGUAUGGUGCGUGAACACAGCAACUGCCAAUGUCACUGUCGGCAUCCAAGUUCCGGAGAUGGGUGCGUCUGAAUCGACUGGUCCGGCAAGCGGUGUCAGUGGUCUCGACAUCCACGACGGCUAUGUAUGGUGGACCAGUGCCGCCCGCGGACACAGCUACAGGAUCAAGAUUUCAGACGAAGGGGUGGCAGCAGCCGGCGCCGUGGCUGAGGUCGUGAGGGUGCUUCCUGCUGUUCGCGACCUUACCUUCCACCCAGACGAUGGAUCUGCGGUUUGGGUGGCUUCACAACAAGGCAGAAUCAUUGCAGCCGGCCCAGAAGGAAAGUCUUGGUGGGUUUCCGGGGAUGAUAUGCUUGUUGGUACAUCGGCUUUACAAUUUGGCAGAACAGAGGCGAACAACAGGACGUUGUAUGCGGUCACUGCUGAGGGGAAUGUCGUGGCACUUGAUACGACCGAAGAGUUGAAACUAUCAAGCGAACCACAAAAGACUGCUUGGGGAGAACCGCCAGUCCAGUUGGAGCUAGUUUAA